Cuscuta epithymum is the source of this 677-nucleotide messenger RNA. The record is from the annotation of a GenBank genome assembly. Lineage: Eukaryota; Viridiplantae; Streptophyta; Magnoliopsida; Solanales; Convolvulaceae.
GCGUGCCCGAACGAGCGGGGUAAAGCCUGGAUGGUGUUCGGAUGAGGUGUGGGCUAACCUCGUCCGUCACUGGUCUUCUGAUCCAAACUUCUUGGCAAGAAGUCAAUCCGGUAAGAAAAACCGGAUGUCCGAGAAAGCCUUAGAAACCCAAUGGCAUGGGGGCCGCAAACCUCAGAGUAGACAUAAAGAAGAUCUUUCGGGGCCUGAGAAGAAGAAGGUCUCAAUUCUCAAGGUCAUCAAGCACUGCUGGACAAAGCACGGCGAUGAGUCCGAUGCCGAUCUGCCACCCCGCCUCGCUGAAAUCGAAUCAAAGUAUAACACAAAUGUUGAGAAGAGGCGGGCAGAAUUAGGCUUGACUCAGGAGGAUGAGAUUGAUUCUGAUGUGGAGGAUGAUGCCAUCUUUGAGGCAGUUGGGGUGUACAAGGGCCGGGUCCCGUGCAUGGGGGCUGAGGGGCAACGGAUCUUGUACGACCGCAGCGGUGCUUCAUCUUCCCGAUCAAGGCGCGGAGAGGAUCCGCGUAUCGCUCAAAUGCAGCGGGAGAUGGAGGAGCAGCAGCGGGCCUUGGCUGAGCAGCAGCGCACCUUGGAGGAGCAACGCAAAAAAGAAGAAGAAACAAGGGCCCGGCUGGAAGAGAUGGAACGGAUCCUCAGCGCCGGAAUUCGGAAUCAGCCUCAGC